AGCUCUAGAACCAAGGGUUCCAAAGUCUCUGCCUAGCCUAACAGUGACGUGCUUGUCACAAAGCCAGAGGCCGGUGUCCUCGGGAUAGAGAGAGCCUUUGUCCUUGGGUUUUAUUCUUCUUACUGUAUUGGCUCCACCGAACCAAAUAUUAGUCAACUGGGUUGGGCGAGGUAGGACAGAUGAAGCCCACCGUCUAGCAAUCUGGACACCUAUAGGAGCAGAUUCGCCGCGCGAAACGGCUGACCCAGCGGCGACUGCAGAACCACGGGCAGCGUCGGUACAGAUCUACCCCACCAUCCCGCCGUCCAGCUAGCUGACCGGAGACGCAGCCGGGAAUGUGACUGAUCAGGCUACGGAGCCUGGCCGCAGAGCAAAGGCAAUGCAGUCCGAGGCCUCAGACAGGGCCACUCAGAAGCAGCGGUGGCGCUGACUCAGCCCGGCCUCCCUGCAGUCCCCGGGUAGCAGCAGCAGCCACAGGCGCGGGCGGCUGUGCCACACACCUCCCCCGCCCUCGGCCCCACCCGGCCACACCCUAGGCCGCGCGGCGUCACAGAGCGCAUGCGUGCCGCGGGGGAUGCCGGGAGCGCGCAGUGGCGGCAGCGGCGGCGACGGCAGUAACGGCGGCGGCUACAGCGGGGACGCUAGCGGGGCGGUGACGGUGUGGGAGGUGGUCUCACUCUUGGGGAAACUACUGGGCACCGUCGCCGCGCUGAAGGUGAUUCUGUACCUGCUCCGAGUGUGCUUAGCGAUGGCCUGGAAAUCCGGCGGCGCCAGCCACUCGGAGCUAAUCCACAAUCUCCGCAAAAAUGGAAUCAUCAAGACAGAUAAAGUAUUUGAAGUGAUGCUGGCUACAGACCGCUCCCACUAUGCAAAAUGUAACCCUUACAUGGAUUCUCCACAAUCAAUAGGUUUCCAAGCAACAAUCAGUGCUCCACACAUGCAUGCAUACGCACUAGAACUUCUGUUUGAUCAAUUGCAUGAAGGAGCUAAAGCUCUUGAUGUAGGAUCUGGAAGUGGAAUCCUUACUGCAUGUUUUGCACGUAUGGUUGGAUGUAGUGGAAAAGUCAUAGGAAUUGAUCACAUUAAAGAGCUAGUAGAUGACUCAAUAAAUAAUAUCAGGAAGGAUGAUCCAACACUUCUGUCUUCAGGGAGAGUACAACUUGUUGUGGGAGAUGGAAGAAUGGGGUAUGCUGAAGAAGCCCCUUACGAUGCCAUUCACGUAGGAGCUGCAGCCCCUGUUGUACCCCAGGCGCUAAUAGACCAGUUAAAGCCUGGUGGAAGAUUGAUAUUGCCAGUUGGUCCUGCAGGUGGAAACCAAAUGUUGGAGCAGUAUGACAAGCUACAAGAUGGCAGCGUCAAAAUGAAGCCUCUGAUGGGGGUGAUAUACGUGCCUUUAACAGAUAAAGAAAAGCAGUGGUCCAGGGAUGAAUUGUAAAGGCAACAUCAGCUUGACCAGUCUAUAAAAUUACAGUGGAUUGCUCAUCUCAGUCCUCAAAGCUUUUUGAAAACCAACACCAUCACAGCUUGUUUUGGACUUUGUUACACUGUUCUUUUCAGCAUGAAAAUGUGUGUUUUUUUAGGGUUUCUGAUUUUUCAAAGAGGCACAGAGCCAUGUUGGUAGAGGAAGGAUACACAGUACAAAUGUGUGUAUUAUUACUUUAACAUGCCCAUAUUUUACUUGGAAGUAUUAAAAGAAAGGGUUCUGCAGAAUGGAAAACCUAUUUUGUGAAUUGAUUUUGAGGAGUGGUUUUUCUUUUCUUGGACACUUAAUUCUGUUCUGAUAUUAAUUUAUCAGAUUGCUUUUGUGCAUUGGAUAACACCACCAUUCACAAGUUAAGAUUCUUGGUAUUUGGAUGUCUGUUAGAUGCUACUAAGAAAAUAGAGAUGAGCUUUCUUUUUAAAGCUUUUGAUGUGGUGUCAUAGAAUAGCAUGUUGUAGAUACAAUCAGCCGCUUUGUUACCUUAAAACUAGGCAUUUGUAAAUACUAAACCUUAAGAUGGCAGGUGAUGUCCUGUAAACACUCAGCUGUUCAGAUUGGACAUAAUGACUUAGUUCUUCCCUUCUUUCUCUCAAAAUUAUAGGAGACUUGGAGUUUAGUGUUGUUUUCUCUGUUCUAAUUUGCUGCUGAUAAUGUAUAUGAACUUAACAUGCUGUGUAAGCUGUGUCCCAGUUCUUGAACAGUUUAUGCAGUGCUGCUUUGCCAAAUAAAGUUAAAAGUAAAAGAGGCA
This is a messenger RNA of Callithrix jacchus (white-tufted-ear marmoset), 2228 nucleotides long. RefSeq names its product protein-L-isoaspartate (D-aspartate) O-methyltransferase (gene PCMT1). NCBI's taxonomy places the organism in Eukaryota, Metazoa, Chordata, Mammalia, Primates, Cebidae. The record is from RefSeq and is a predicted model, not a curated record. Gene Ontology annotation, cellular component: cytoplasm. Gene Ontology annotation, biological process: protein modification process. Gene Ontology annotation, molecular function: protein-L-isoaspartate (D-aspartate) O-methyltransferase activity.